AUGGGUUACAUUACCGAGACCGACAGUGACGAGUACAUGGCCACAAACUUCUCGAAUGCUUUGGCUAUCCCUAUCAUUGGAGAUGCCUACCCAGCCCUUGGCGCUGGAGCCCACCAAUCUUACGGCAAGUUCUCGGAGUACUUACAGAAAAACACCAGCUCACCUCAGACAUAA
Molecule: messenger RNA, 174 nt
Organism: Alternaria rosae
Lineage: Eukaryota; Fungi; Ascomycota; Dothideomycetes; Pleosporales; Pleosporaceae
Exons: 2
Coding region: 1-174 (57 amino acids)
Source: RefSeq, a predicted model, not a curated record